GAUUUGAUUUCUAGGAGACUAAAUGAUAGAUCAGGGAGAAUUCAUGGGAGAAUUGGGAAUUUUGAUGGGGCACCAAAGGGAUGGUGGAGGAGCGGAGGGGAGGAACUAAGGCCCUCUGCCUGGUGGCCCCAGUAUGGAACCAGAGUACCAGGGGCAUCCGUGGCCUGAGUGGGCUGGCAUCCCCAGAGAGCAGUGAGAGGAAGGGGAGGACGUUGCUCCAGUUCCUGGCUGACUACUUCCAUGACGUGGAGGCUCUGAGGGAGUACUUGCUGCACAAGCAGGUGUUGAAGGUGCAUCAGCACAAUCGAUCCUUCACCAAUGUGGAGAAGCGAUAUGGCCCAUACGUUGCAGGUGCCUUUUUCAUCCUGAAGCAGGGAGGCGCGGUCAAGUUUCAGGGCAAGGAGUGGAUCAGGCCCGACGGGCGUGGCCGUUUCUCUCUUGAGUUCCUGAAGCUCCAGGCAGUGCCAGUGGAAGCCAUGGAUGCCAGCGGCUGUGCCAUCAACUACACUGGCCUGGACAACCUGUUGCCCCUGAAGGAGCUCCAGUCCCUGUGGCUGCAGCGCUGCCCCCACGUGGAUGACUGGUGUCUCAGCCGCCUCCACGCUCUGGCCGGCUCGCUGCAGGAGCUGUCGCUGGCUGGCUGUCCCCGCAUCUCUGAACGGGGCCUCGCCUGCCUCCACCACCUCCAGAACCUCCGCAGGCUGGAUAUCUCAGACCUCCCUGCCGUGGCGAACCCAGGCCUCACUCGGAUCUUGGUGGAGGAGAUGCUGCCCAACUGUGAGGUUCUGGGGGCCAACUGGGCCCAGGGCCUGAAAGUGGGGCCCGAGGAGCAGCCCCGGGACACAGCCAGCCCCUUCCCUGCCUAGCCUCCAGCAACCUCCACAGUUCUACCCUCUGGGGCUUCCAGGUUUCCUGCUGGGUUCAUUCAUUGGGGGUGGGAUGGGAGGUGGGAUUGGCAGGGGCAAGAGGCUGAGGUGUUUACUCUCUGCCUCUGGGGGCCAUGACUGACUGCAGCCUUGGCUGAGGGUCACAGCCGCUAGCAGGCAGCCGUCUCCGUACACCUCUCCUUCCAGUUCCAGUCAACUCCCCUUCCCUCUUUGGGCUUGCAGGAGAUGAAGCUCCCGGCUGUAUGUAGCCCUCCCUGCUGUGCUCUUCCUGGUGGUUUCCCCACACCUGCCUGCACCUUCUCCUUGCCCUCAUUCCAGUGUGCUGCUGUUUCCUGCAGGGACCCCAGCUGAUACCGGGGUGCUGCUGGCAUCUUGCCGGGCGGAGCUUCCCUGGGCGGGGCUGUCCGGCUUACUGCAGGAUGGGCUGCGUGCCUGGCCUGCACUCACCAAAUGCCAGUGGCAGCCCCAGCCCCGGAGUGUGCUGGUGAUUUAUUGACUCUCAGCUCCAAGUUCAACUUUCCUGCCUGCUCUGUGAAAGUGGAUCUAGGCCCUUGAUAUAUUUUUCCUUUGCCAACUGGCAUGUUGUUAAGUUCUGUCAGUAGAAGGCGCUCGAGAGACAUGACAGGAAGGAUUUACUUCGGUGCUGAUUCCGGUGCAGCAGGAGCUGCUUCACCUCCCCAGUGCCCGGGUGGUGCCUGCUGGACGGCAGCUUCCCUGGCGCCUCCCCCAGGAGGUUUCCUAGAGCAGAGCCGGCGCCGAGGUGCCUCGUAUUAAACUUUCCCUGUUCACAGUA
Messenger RNA from Choloepus didactylus (southern two-toed sloth), 1680 nucleotides. RefSeq names its product distal membrane arm assembly complex 2 (gene DMAC2). The transcript is spliced from 6 exons. The record is from RefSeq and is a predicted model, not a curated record. NCBI's taxonomy places the organism in Eukaryota, Metazoa, Chordata, Mammalia, Pilosa, Megalonychidae. The coding region runs from base 81 to 866 and encodes 261 amino acids.